Molecule: messenger RNA, 5739 nt
Organism: Pseudoliparis swirei
Lineage: Eukaryota; Metazoa; Chordata; Actinopteri; Perciformes; Liparidae
Gene: asap2a
Product: ArfGAP with SH3 domain, ankyrin repeat and PH domain 2a
Exons: 28
Coding region: 434-3619 (1061 amino acids)
Biological process (GO): positive regulation of GTPase activity
Cellular component (GO): cytoplasm
Molecular function (GO): protein binding; GTPase activator activity
Source: RefSeq, a predicted model, not a curated record
GGCAAGGAGGAAGAAGUUGCUCACCCCGCUGCUGCCGGAGCUUUGGGAUCACCGAGAGCGGAUAGCAUACUCCAGUCGGAGGAGGCUCCACUUUCUUCAGUGACCAGACGACGGUCGGUGAAACCGAAAGUAAAGAGAGAGUCGUGGUGUGGAGAGCCCGGGAAGGAUACAACCGAGCCCAUCACCUUGUCGCACCGCGCGGCGUGCGCGCGCCAACGGUGAAGCUCCUCGAGCCAGCAGCGUGCACCGCCGCGGCGCCACUGGAUCGUGUCGGGAGCAGACGACGGAAUGACUUAAACGCACCCGGAGAUGGUUUACUUUCCGCCGAAGUCAGAGACGCCAUCGCUGCCGCUGCUGUGAACUUUUCUGUGUUACAAAGGGGAAAUUGCAAAAAAGUUGCGUCUUCUUCUCGCUACCAUCACACGGAUUAAUUAUGCCGGAACAAAUCACAGUUACAGAGUUUGUGGCAGAGACGAAUGAAGAUUAUAAAUCGCCGACUGCCUCUAACUUCACCACCAGGAUGUCCCACUGCAGGAACACAGUGGCUGCCCUGGAGGAGGCUCUGGAUGUGGACCGAAGUGUUCUGUACAAGAUGAAGAAGUCCGUGAAGUCCAUCUACACGUCUGGUCUCGCCCAUGUAGAGAAUGAGGAGCAGUACACUCAGGCCCUGGAGAAGUUUGGAGAAAACUGCGUGUACAGAGAUGAUCCCGAUCUGGGUUCAGCCUUCCUGAAGUUCUCAGUCUUCACCAAGGAGCUCACUGCGCUCUUCAAGAACCUGUUCCAAAACAUGAACAACAUCAUCACCUUUCCUCUGGACAGCCUGCUGAAAGGAGACCUGAAGGGAGUCAAAGGGGAUCUGAAAAAGCCUUUUGACAAAGCCUGGAAGGACUACGAAACAAAAGUCACCAAGAUAGAGAAGGAGAAGAAGGAGCACGCCAGGCAGCACGGGAUGAUCAGGACGGAAAUCAGUGGGGCAGAAAUCGCUGAGGAGAUGGAGAAGGAGAGGAGAUUCUUCCAGCUGCAGAUGUGCGAGUAUCUCCUCAAAGUCAAUGAGAUCAAAAUCAAGAAAGGGGUGGACCUGCUGCAGAACCUCAUCAAGUACUUCCACGCACAGUGCAAUUUCUUUCAGGAUGGUCUGAAAGCUGUGGACAACCUGAAGCCCUCCAUCGAGAAACUGGCCACCGAUCUGCACACGAUAAAGCAGGUGCAGGAUGAGGAGCGGAAGCAGCUGACUCGGUUACGAGACGUCCUCAAGACGGCGCUGCAGGUGGAGCAGAAAGAGGAAUCCCAGGUGCGGCCGAGCACCACCUACAGCCUGCACCAACCGCGGGGCAACAAGGAGCACGGCACAGAGCGCAGCGGGUACCUUUUAAAAAAAAGUGACGGCUUGAGGAAAGUGUGGCAGAAGAGAAAGUGCACGGCGAAGAACGGGUUCCUCACCAUCUCACACGGCACAGCUAACCGGCCGCCAGCGAAACUCAACCUGCUCACCUGCCAGGUGAAACACAACCCCGAAGAGAAGAGAAGCUUCGACCUCAUAUCCCAUGACAGAACGUAUCACUUUCAGGCCGAGGACGACCAGGACUGUCAGAUCUGGAUCUCGGUGCUCCAGAACAGUAAGGAGGAGGCGUUGAAUCGGGCCUUCAAAGGGGACCAGCAUGUCGGAGAGAACAACAUCGUGCAGGAGUUGACCAAAGCGAUCCUGGGAGAGGUCAAGAGGAUGACGGGGAAUGACGUGUGCUGCGACUGCGGAGCGCCCAACCCGACGUGGCUGUCCACCAACCUGGGCAUCCUCACCUGUAUUGAAUGUUCGGGGAUCCACAGGGAGCUCGGAGUCCACUACUCCAGGAUCCAGUCCCUCACUCUGGACGUGCUCAGCACCUCCGAGCUCUUGCUGGCCAAGAAUGUGGGGAAUGCAGGCUUUAAUGAAAUCAUGGAGGCUUGUUUAAGUGCUGAAAAUGUGGUGAAACCCAACCCAGGCAGUGACAUGCAGGCGAGGAAAGACUUCAUCACGGCCAAAUACACGGAGAAACGCUUUGCGAGGAAGAAGUGCCCCGACGCGACGGCACGGCUCCACACGCUGUGCGACGCGGUGAAGGCCCGCGACAUCUUCUCCCUCAUCCAGGUCUACGCUGAGGGAGUGGACCUCAUGGAGCCCAUACCUCUGGCCAACGGACACGAGCAAGGGGAGACGGCCCUUCAUCUCGCAGUCAGGCUGGUGGAUAGAACGUCUCUUCACAUCGUCGACUUCCUCACUCAGAACAGUUUGAAUCUGGACAAGCAGACGGCCAAAGGCAGCUCGGCACUGCACUACUGCUGCCUGACCGACAACAGCGAGUGUCUGAAACUGCUGCUGCGGGGGAAAGCCUCGAUAGAGAUCGCUAAUGAGGCCGGGGAGACGCCGCUGGAUAUCGCCCGGAGGCUCAAGCACCUCCAGUGCGAAGAGCUGUUGAACCAAGCGCUGGCGGGGAAAUUCAACGCCCACGUCCAUGUUGAAUAUGAAUGGUGCCUGCAGCAUGAAGACUUGGAUGAAAGCGAUGAAGAUCUGGAUGAGAAGCCCAGCCCUCACCGCAGAGACGAGCGUCCGGUCAGCUGUUACACCCCCAGCAGCAACUCUCACCUCCAGCCCGGUCUGGGCUCUGCGGGCCGCGACGCCAUCGGCCUCGCCAAGGACAAGCAGCGCGCCUACAUGCCCAGCCUGGUCAACAACGAGACCUAUGGCACCAUCCUCAACGCCAACUCGCCUCAGUCCGCCACCACCUCUGCUCCGCCCCUGCCCCCGAGAAACCUGGUCCAGUUAUCCGGCCUCGGGGGGAUUGGUCAGUCUACAGCACCAAGCAGCUGGAAGCCCGGUGCUUUAGACCUGGCUGGCCGACAGAGGUCAUCCUCAGACCCCCCCAACAUGCACCCGCCUGUCCCCCCCUUGAGACUCACUUCAACUGGAGGUCUGGGUCCGCCUGUGGCCAAGAUGGAGUCCAUGAGCAUGCAGUCCAAGUCGAGCCAGGGGCCACUGGGCUCCAGAGCAGUGCCUCCGAAAUCUCCUGCGGGCAAUGACAAAAGUUUCAACCGAGCGCUCAAUCGAACCGUCUCCAUUGAAAGACCCGCUAAGGAAGUGCCAGGAUGCCCCCAGAACUCCAAAGGUCAGUCUGUGCCUGCAGGCCCCACGCAGAGGAAGAUCUACCCGAGGCCGAAGCGAGUGAAAGCCAUCUACAACUGUGUCGCCGACAACCCGGACGAGCUGACCUUCUCUGAGGGCGAGGUCAUCGUGGUGGACGGAGAGGAGGACCAGGAGUGCUGGGCCACAUCGAAGGCGAUCCGAUGCGAAGAGGAGCCUUCCCCGUUACGUUCGUACACUUCAUCGCCGACUGAAAGGUUCCUCUCAGGCUCUCGGGGGAGGGUGGAAGUGUCGCAGGACGUGGCGUCUCUCCUUCACCCGUCUCCGUGCAGCCGGCCAGCAAACAUCCACCGUCGUCCCCGUGCUCGCCGUCGAACGUCAUCGUCUUCAUCGUCGUCCUCACCGGCGAGCUUCUCAAAGUUUCGCUGCCGCGUCGUCACUUCGGCCGCAACAUCCGGAGCCCCCCCUCGCUGCUCGGCCCCGUGGGACCGCGUGUGGUUUUAAUGCUUGCUGUUAAUGACGUUCAGAUUUAAAAACAACGAUUGUAGUCUAUGACCUCUCGCAAUAAAUGCACUUUGCUUUUGUCUUCCUCCUCGUUACAGCAUAAGAUGACACGAUGAAGGUUAACGUGUACAGUAUUUACGUCGGCUUUGUUCUGCUCAGCUUGUACAGAUAGUACUGCGAAGACUACAGCAAUGUGUUUUUGUAACUUUUAGAACAAAUGUAAAUGUGAACAUACGCAACAAGCUUACAUUCCACCUCUGUGCACGAGUGAUUUAAAAUGACCACCUGCUUGUAGGCGUGACCUUUCUGUCGUCGGCCUCCUGCGGGGAGGUUCAUCUCGCGGUGCCAAGUUAACCCAGGACUAUGUCUCUGGCCCCGUUUCAAAGACGGGCACAAAUUAUGUAAAAAUAGCAUCGAAUGUGCUUCACACCUGGGAAAAGUCACUUUCUCAUGUGGCUGUCGAGGGAUGGAGCAGCUUUUCCACACAUGGCUUCAUUGGGGAGGGUAAUGUUCAACAGCAGCGCUCCAGUGCUUCUCCCCGUUGUGUUUGAGGUGCCGUGCUGACAGCAGCCAGUAAUUACCUUCAUGAGGAGUCUGAGACCUCGGGCCGCCUGUCAUCGGCCUCAUGAGAGGAACAGGAAGUGUGUGCGGGUGUCUCGUCUGCACAGAAAAAGCUGAGAAUGACAUUUCAUUGUAAGAAGAGGAAAUAAAAAAAACCUGAGUGUGGGAAUGUUCUGAGAAGCAGAGGCUCGUCCUCUGACUUGUGUUGCUUCCUUUGCCUUUGAGCACUCUGACGGGUGGAUUUCUGUUGAGCUGAAUUAUCUCUGACGAUACAGAGAAAGAAACAUCCUGCCUACCGCUUAAGCCUCAUAUCUGUACAUCGCUGGGGGUCCCAUCAUGUAGAAAGACGAGUUCAUCGACAGUGUUACGAGAUCAAUAUCAAACAUUCAAUGUAAUUAUCUUCAUUUUGUUGCAGAGCAACUUUCUCUUCGUUCAUAAUGUUGAUAUUUAGACAUUUAACCUGAAACCAGAGCCUUCCUUGGAUUUGUGAAUGACGAGAAGCAUGUGAAUUGUAGCCGAUACUCUUCAUCAUGUUUAAUAUGAACUCACUGGAAACGGGAAGAUUUAAUAAUCCUUUCAUGUAAAUAUUUUUGAUUUUGUUUAUUUAUAUGUAAAAAGAAGUUAACCUGGGCACUAAAUGUCUUUUAAUGGUCGGUGGGGAUGAGCAGUUACAGAUACAACCUCAGCUGGACCUGUGUGUGUUGAAAUCACAAGGACACACGCAUAACUGUGACAAUACACAUAAUUCAUUAACUGUGUGGAUUACUGCAUCAACUCGUCACUCGAUUGUGCAACAAAUGGCAAAUGAAACUGGAAUAAUAAAAGAUGAAAUGGUACGCGGUGCUGGUCGCUUUCUGCAUCAAGGUGUUUGAUUCAUUCGUGAGCCUGUAUUCUCUUUUGCUGAAUUGUGUUUUUUGGGGAUGUUUGUUUGUCUCAAAACAACUUGUUUAGUAAUAACCUGCAUUUAAAAUCCCUCUUUGAUUCGUGUGAUCCCUGUGAAACUAAAAGUCUGAUGAUGUGCCGAGAGCUCCCUCUGAUGGGAAACAUCUCAUUUGCAUUCAGAGCGCUGCGAGUGGUAAUUAAAUCAAACGCUCAAAAGUAAAGAAUACGCUGAAAGAAAAAGGAGAAAUUACACUUUAAUAAAUCAUCUAAUCGCAAUUGCCUCAAAUUAUUUAAAGUCACAUUUUCAACACAAUCUUAACGAGGCUGUUGAAAGAGAGAAUGAGCUAAUGAGGUGAAGUCGGGAAGUACCACGAUGGGAAGCAAAAAAUAAUAAUUCUACAGCCAAAUGGGAUUCCUGUGGUUUCAGCAGAGGAAUAGAUGUAAUGCAUUUUAAUCACUACGUAAAAACAAAGUUACAAAUCAAACACAUCAAGCUUUUGGUACCAAUUAGUCGUACAGUAUAAAGAAAUGACCAAAAAAAAGAUACCAUAAAUCAAAUCUGUCUUUAAAUAUGAGUAAAUCCCACAAAUUAAAACUGAGGCUCCUCCCACACAGUUAAAGCAUAUUGGUAUAAAUGUACCUUCGAGUCAAAAAAGUGACUUAUUGUACCAACACUG